CAAGGAGGAGGGACCGUGUUGUGUGCUACGUGCAGAUUUGUUUGCCAAAAUCGUAUAGAAAGGAAUCGACCAGCCAGUUGAGAGACUGCCUUAACACAGAGAAUAGCAUCUAAGGAGAUUUUCGUGUCAAGCUUAAUUGUAGUGGCCAAAACAUUGUUAAAUGCAAGAUCCUCUGUAUUUGUUUUGGUUGGUGAAGUUAAGACUACCGAUCAAUGAUUGUGCGGCGAGAUUGUCUUUCGUAACAGGUAACGGUGAGCAAGUGGCUUUUACUACAACCGGGUCUCAUUUAGAACCCCGUGUAUUUUGAUCUGGUUAGAUAGCAAGCCUUGUCUCCUCAUCCACUGGCAGAGAGCUGAUCAUAAUCGAUUCUCGUGGUUAUCGGGAAGAAAACGGGAGCCGAGAGAGAGAGAGUGGAUAUCCAUGAGCUCCGAGUACCAGCACUACAGUUUCAGAAUGCCGAAUAUAGGGUUCCAGAACCUUCCCCUCAACAUCUACAUCGUGGUGUUUGGCACGGCCAUCUUCGUCUUCAUCCUCAGCCUCCUGUUCUGCUGCUACCUGAUUCGGUUACGGCAUCAGGCACACAAGGAGCUCUAUGCCUACAAACAGGUUAUACAGAAGGAGAAGGUCAAAGAGCUAAAUCUGCAUGAGAUCUGUGCGGUGUGCUUGGAGGAAUUCAAACAGAAAGAUGAACUGGGGAUCUGCCCUUGUAAACAUGCCUUUCAUAGGAAGUGCCUCAUUAAAUGGCUGGAGGUGAGGAAGGUGUGCCCGCUGUGCAACAUGCCCGUCUUACAGCUGGCGCAGCAGCAGGGCAGUCCUGAGCCGCAGGGCCCCAUGCAGCAGCCUCUACCGGGGGUGGAGAACCUGGUGUAGCGCCGCCACUGCCAGCGCUGCCAACGCCGCCGCCACCACCACCACCACCCCUCCCCGCUGCGCCGCGCACCGCCCCCCCCUCGCCCCCCCUGAGGCGCUGCCUCACCUGACCCCGCCCACACACUCUCGCCCACUCACCUGUACAGGUACACGUGCACACAGCCCGGGACAGACGGAGGACAACACCUGUGUCUCUACGCAGUGCCAUCCCCGCUGCUGAAACCCCACCAUCUGACUCAUCGUCACUCUGCCCAUGUGGGCUCACACACACACACACACACACACACACACACACACACACUAAGGACAAAAGACGAAGAAGAAACAAAAGAGGAAUUCACUAUUUAUGAAUAUUCAUGACUCCAUUUGCGUUUGGUUUCCUUUUCACGUCUCCCCCCUGUUCUCUCUGCGGCUGGCCGAGUGGUGGUCACUCUGACUGUUUCACAACCAAAGCACUUUUCUGGGGACACCAGCACAAGAAGACAAACAGAAAACGAAAACAACAAAAGAACAAAACUGCAGACUUCAAAACUACAUAUUAAAAAUGGAAAACGGCUGCAUUUUCAAUGAACGUUUUUUUAACAAGCACUUUAUGAGAACUCAACCUUAAUUGCUUGUGAAGGUAGUAGCAAGGUCAUAUUUUAUAUUUUAUUACAAUUGAUUAAUUGUAUUACUUUUUUUCUUUUAUUUUCCUUUAGUUAUUGUGUACAGAGUCACAUCAGUUUGGUUUUGGUUAGGUGGGACAUUGAUUUAAAAGAAGCAAGGAAGCAAAGAGACGUUUUUAUCAACAUGUUAUUGAUCAACUGAAAGGGACACUAACCUCCCAAUGGAUACUUGCAGAGGGCAGGACGUACAGUAGGAUUCAGAACACUUAUUGGUGGUCUCAUACACAAAUACACACACACACACACACACAGAAUAUUUGCAGAAUACAGAAGGAAAAGUUGGAACAGUUGAUGUGUGUGUGUGUGUGUAUUUGCGAAUGCAAAGUUUUAGGCCAGGAUGACCCUGACCAGACAGACCAUGUGAAUGUGAAUGUGAAGUAUUUAGGAGAGACAGCUGGUCAGCAGGUCGCGGGUUGACCCCAGAUGUAACGUUACACUAACAUGCCUGGGCUGACCCCCGCAGCCUGGUGUGUGUUUAUGUGUGAGUGGACAUGUAUCUCAUGUGAAGGAUGUGCUACGUGCUAACACUGAGCACAAACUGACCCAAGCUGCCUUUGGGCUGCUCAGCCCUGGCCCCAUACGCUGAGUUCUGGAGCUAAGGCGCAUGUGUGGGAAGGCCCUCUCUUCUGGACAGAGCAGAGCAGUGCAGCAGGACUCAGAGCAGUGCAGUGCAGCAGGACUCAUGGCUGUCUGGAGCCUGGACAUGUUUGGGUAUAGAGCAUCUCUAAAGACUUCCUGUGAGAGGCCCAAUAGGAAGAGCCGUACCCUGAUGUGUGUGGUGCUACAGUAAUAGCAGCCAGUCACGGAACCUCCCCCCUCCCUCUUACGCAACCCGUAGAACAGCCACAGGGUCAGCCGAGGUGUGUGACAGAAAGAUCAUGUCAAAACAACACGCGUUGUGUCAUCUGGCUCUUGAUUUCAGGGAGAAAUGGGGAAAAUUGCUGGUGCUGUGUAGCCUGGCUAACGCCUUCCACUUCUCAAAUGAGACGUGGUCUGGCAACCAGACGUUCAUUUUCUCGUAUUUGAAAAAAUGCCCAGAUCCGUUCAUUGGGCGCCACGGAUGUCAAUCAAAUGCGUCUCUGCAUAGCUCAUCAUGGUCUUGCUUUCUCCCCUGUUCUGUGAUUGGCCACCAACAUCAGGCGAAAAUGGGGGCGUUAGUUUCCAGACUGCCUAAGCAGCGUGAAAGAAAUCACCGCGCAAGGCAGUAUGGGAAACCCAGGCUAGGUGCUAUGGACAUGUCACUCCAAUACUCCAAUAUCAGCCUCUUGUCCCCCAGCAUCAGGAUCACUCCAAUACUCCAAUAUCAGCCUCUUGUCUCCCAGCAUCAGGAUCAUCCUGGAGCAGCCUGGCAGGUUCUGUCUCAGCCAAUGUUCUCUGCUCUUCUGCUACACCUCUAUUUGAUAUCACACUAACUCCUGCAUGCGACCUUUGAACUGGGGGCUUGUUACUCCUGACAUGUAGUAUGCCAUAUCUUGUCAGAAAGUGGCACAGCCUAGACUGACGCAACAGCCCAUGGGUCACAACACAGAUCUCCACCUUCUAAAAUAAAACAAAAUGUCACCUGACAGGUGAUCCCUGUAUGGGGCUGUGGUCAGUUCAAAGCUGAUGGCGUCCCCAGGAGGACUUGUUUUAGACACAAGACCGAUUGUAGGUGUCAGGCCCUGUGACAUUCCAGCCGAGCUCAGCAUAUCCGCGGGCUGGUGCCGCCCUCCUGGGCCUCUCUGGUGCCGCCCUCCUGGGCCUCUCUGUGUUGGCCCGGCACAAAGGCCCGCGGCCCGGUUCUGAAUGGGCCCUGGCUCAGCCCGCGGGGGCGUGACGUCGGCCCCUCUGUGUGGCCCGGUGCCGAGCCUGUGGAGCCUGCGUGGGGUCAGCAGGUGAGGCAGCGUUUUAAUUCUCCCCAGAGAAUAGCCGCCUCUCGGAGCCCUUAUUCUGGCGCUUUCUCCUCCCCGCUGGGGCUUUGUGUACCUGUACGCCCGGCCCUCCACCCGCGGGGGCCUUUGUGCUGGCCUCUCGUUACGGCCGCCUCAUUCCCCGCUAGCACAGGGCCGGUGUGGACCACAGAGCAGGCUUUUGGUACGAAGUGUUCAGGUGCUCUUUCCUGUCAUCAGAGCGUCCGAGGGGAGAGGAGGCUAGAUUGUAAUCACCUCUGUGCAUAGUGGCCCGUCAUUUGCCUCUGAAUGAGCAAACAUGAGAUAACGAUAAGAUGACAAGCUUCUCCUUUUAGCGACGCUACGUUACACUUCACUAGUUGACUGGUUUGAAAGUGUGAUCAGUCAUGAUAGGUGGGUUUGUUUUUGUGUGUGUCUUCUCUGAUGUAGAUGCCUUCCUCUAGGCAGGCAUUCUCACUGCCAAACACUGCAUUUAGGUGAGACGGCCCGUCGCUUUAUAUAGCCAGAGCUUAAUGACAGAUCUCUACAGAGAGUCCUUAUAUACUACGCUAAGGUUGAGGAGUAGCAGAAUACCCCUAGGAAAGCCAAACUGUAUCCUCACAAGCUCCAUUGUACUCAUUGACAUGAUUUGUAUGUGACUACAAGAUAAUGUCCUUUCUGUUUUAGGGUGCAGUUUGUGAAUCGGAGCCUUGUGUGUUACUGGUGUAUGUGCUUGUGUCAUGUAUUUUGUCCAUGUUUGUGAAGCAACGUACACUACUGUGGUGGAUUGUGGACGGGGGAAAAUUGUAAACCUAAGAAGACAUGUGAUGGGAUUGUUUGGUACAUUUUCACUUCACUUCCAUUUUCUAACACAACACAUGACAUUUGCCCAAAGUCCCCUGAAGCAAAACCAGGCUUCUGGGAUUUUUUUUUUUGAGAAACCCAGCACAAACUGAAAUCCCAACUGAGUCAUGUGAUCUGAAUUCAAAGUCUUAUUUCUUUUGAGAGUGUCGGUGUGUCACUGAAUGUAUGUUUAGUAAGGUACAACAGGACUGUGAAGGAGAGCAUAAUGUGAAUGGCAUGUGACUGCCACUGGUCUGACUGUACACUGCAUAGAGAUGUGAGCAGGAGUGGAGUAGGAGUGUAUCUGGUUGCUACCUAAAUUUGAUCCAAACUGCUCUAAAACUGACAUUUGGACGUUUGGUAAUUAUGUCCAUUUCCAAUAUCAGUCCUUAAACGGACCAAUUGAUCAUCGUUCCACAAAGCCCAUUUGAUUAGCUUUAAGUACAUACAGCAGCUCCCCAGAUAUCAGUGUGUACCAACAGAACGACAUAUCAUUACCUCAUAAGUGUUUUGUAAGUGGGGCUGCUUGCCAAUCUUUGGUUGUGUGCUAGUGUAGAUAUGAUGGCAAAGUCUUGGAAUUCACGUUGUGUGUCCAUACAAUAUCUAUACCCAUGUUGAGUAUAUUGGAAUUGCCUGCCACAUUCAUAUAAGACAGUGCUUCUUCAUUGCUUCAUAAAGGCCAAACUAGGUUAGCUAGCAAUUUGAAAGUUUGAUGGUUAAUGACUUUAGUGCUUCAUGGAUAACGCCACUCACACCAGGCCUACGUGAUCUAGUCCAGUUCAGAUCUCAGACUGAUAGUUGUGUGACCGCCUUAGUCCUUAACUGUCUCGCUCCAUAUCACACUCAUCACUACUUUACACCGCUGGUGCAGUCGCCCCAGUGUACUGGUGCAUGGAUGACAGCUGUAAUGUACUCAUUGCCAAAUGACUUGAUGGGCAGGAUGAAGUGCUUGAGUUGGCCAUCUCUCCGCAGUCCAGACGAGCCCCGCGGCUCACGGAGAGGCCCCUGCGGCUCCCUCUGGUCGCCGUGACGAUGUCACGUCCGUCACGAUGUCACAUCCGUCACACCUGCCCAGGUGCACGCAGGAGAGAGUAGCAGAGCGUCUGCGCUCAGGUGGAGGGGCUGUGAUGUGAUGAGGAGGUGCGGCGUACGCAACACUGAGACCCCUGAGCGCAGCUCCACCCACUCUGGCCCAGAUCUCAGAGAUCUCAACUCAAGUCUGACAACAGAGUUGGAUAUGUUAGAAGUGAACAACUGCCGAUUUUGGGCCUUAAAUAUUCGUUCACCCUGCCAGCCCUCAGUCACCCUCCCCCACCCUGUUCACCCUCCCCCAUUCGCCACUCCCACCACACACACACACACACACACACACACAAACACAAAUUCUAUCUCUGUACUGCUCCUGUUUACAUAGUGUGUUGUAUAUUUAUUCAGUGUCAAGCUUCACCCCCACUUUUGACUAGUCCUGUGCCCCCCCCCCCCCACCCUGCCCAUGACCCCAACCCUGCCCAUGACCCCCCCUGUGCCCACCCCCCCCCCCCCCCCCCACCCCCAGCCUUUAUGGUCCGUGUCCCACCCGACACUUCCUGCUUGUGUUAACACUGAUUAUGUUUGUGAGCCUCACAGACAUGUUUGUAAAACUAAGAAUUCUGCAGCAGAAUAUUUUGGAGACCUUUGCUGUACAGUAUUUGUAAGCUCUAUUUUUGUAUAUUUAAUUGCUAUUUUGGAGGAAAAUUAAAAAAUGAGAUGCAUUACUUUUUUGCUAAUUUCAUGUUCUUUUCAUUUGAAAAAAAUGUUGCAUGUGGUUGACUUGAACUGUAAAUAAAAUUACCAAUUUUUUUUUGGAAA
Molecule: messenger RNA, 6094 nt
Organism: Sardina pilchardus (European sardine)
Lineage: Eukaryota; Metazoa; Chordata; Actinopteri; Clupeiformes; Clupeidae
Gene: rnf24
Product: ring finger protein 24
Exons: 6
Coding region: 421-870 (149 amino acids)
Molecular function (GO): zinc ion binding
Source: RefSeq, a predicted model, not a curated record